AAUUUCUUUUAUUUACCCUUUUUGUCAUGCAUGGAAGACCAGCAGGAACAAGUGAUAGCACAGAGUUUGCUUUUGUUCCUGCCUCAGCUCUGGCCCAGAAUGGAGCUGUGGGAGUGUGUGUCAGUAAGCAAUCCUUGAGAAAGCAGGUGUGCAGUCAGAAGCAGGAGCCUUGCUCUCAAGACCCUUUUGUGCAGAUCUAUGGAUCUGCAUCAAGUCAGGUUCAGACCAAGCAGCUUUCUUUUCUAAGGGCACACAGGAAGACUGGUGAAAAGCACAACCAGGAACACCUGGCUCUGCCUUCAGGGGCUUCCAUUGCUGCAAAAUGAACCAUCCCAGUCCAGCCUGGGCUGUUGCAAAAUGGGGUCAGAAAGUUUGAAGAUUUUAUUUAGAAAGGUAACAAACCCAAGUGAGGAGUGCUCGUGAGAUCACCUGUAGCCUCAGAUUGCACCAGGAGCAUCUCCCCUGUGCAUCCACUGGCUGCUCACCCUCACCUGGUGCAAUGUCUGCAGUUUCACCCCUUCCCUCUUUGUUUCCUCUCUUCAGAGGGAGCUGGCCAUGGUGGACCAUCUUGCAAACACGGAGAUCAACAGCCAGCGCAUCGCUGCUGUGGAGAACUGCUUUGGGGCUUCUGGGCAGCCCUUGGCCUUGCCGGGCAGGGUGCUGCUGGGAGAAGGGAUUUUGACCAAAGAAUGCCGCAAGAAGCCAAAGCCUCGCAUCUUUUUCCUUUUCAACGACAUCCUCGUCUACGGCAGCAUCAUCAUCAACAAAAGGAAGUACAACUCCCAGCACAUCAUCCCCCUUGAAGAUGUCACUUUGGAGACGCUGCCGGACACCUUGCAGAUGAAGAACCGCUGGAUGAUCAAAACCUCCAAGAAGUCCUUUGUGGUGUCCGCAGCCUCCCUGACGGAGAGGAAGGAGUGGAUCAGCCACCUGGAGGAGUGCAUCAAGCACCUGCUGACCAAGACGGGCCGGCAGCCCUGCAGGGAGCCCGCGGCUCCCUGGAUCCCAGACAAGGCCACGGACAUCUGCAUGCGCUGCACGCAGACCAAGUUCUCCACGCUCACCCGCAGGCACCGCUGCCGCCAGUGCAUCAGCAGCUCCACGGGUCCUACAUAA
Passer domesticus (house sparrow) is the source of this 1116-nucleotide messenger RNA. RefSeq names its product pleckstrin homology domain-containing family F member 1-like. The coding region runs from base 556 to 1116 and encodes 186 amino acids. NCBI's taxonomy places the organism in Eukaryota, Metazoa, Chordata, Aves, Passeriformes, Passeridae. Gene Ontology annotation, biological process: positive regulation of autophagy; endosome to lysosome transport; positive regulation of intrinsic apoptotic signaling pathway. Gene Ontology annotation, cellular component: lysosome; early endosome. The record is from RefSeq and is a predicted model, not a curated record. The transcript has a single exon. Gene Ontology annotation, molecular function: phosphatidylinositol binding; metal ion binding.